Messenger RNA from Diutina rugosa, 1035 nucleotides. RefSeq lists its product as uncharacterized. The transcript has a single exon. Lineage: Eukaryota; Fungi; Ascomycota; Pichiomycetes; Serinales; Debaryomycetaceae. The record is from RefSeq and is a predicted model, not a curated record. Gene Ontology annotation, cellular component: plasma membrane; endoplasmic reticulum. Bases 1 to 1035 code for a protein of 344 amino acids.
AUGGACGCUUUCAUCCUGGACGCCUUCACCCUCUUCAAGCGAGGCGGCAACCGUGCCAUCUCCGUCAACCCCCCCGACGACUACAUCGGGGUCCACAUCACCACGCGGGGGUCCGACUGGUUGUGGUCGGCGAUGUCGCUUUUCGGGGCGUUGACCGUCCUCAACUUCGCCGUGUACUUGUUUCUGGUCCGCUCGGCGCUGAAGCGGAUCACGUUCUUGAUCCCAUUUAUCAACAACUUGAUCAUGGCCAUCACCUACUUCACCUACGCCUCCAACCUUGGUUACACCGGUAUCGCUACUGAGUGGACCGGCCACACCAAGGCCGACGACGGCAAGUGGGUGCGCCAGAUCUUCUACGCCAAGUUCGUCGGCUGGUUCCUCUGCUGGCCCGGGUUGCUCUUGCUCUUCGAGAUCGACACCACCACCUUCAGACCCCUGCGCGACUUCUUCGACAAUGUCGUCCACUUCUUGCUGAAGUUCUGGGGCAAGUUGUUAUGUGCGUGGGUGUGGACGAUCGGUUUAUUGAUCGGCGCCCUUAUCCGCUCGACCUAUAAGUGGGGUUACUUCACCUUCGCCGUCGUCGGCCAAUUGACCUGUCUCGCCCUCGUCGCGGGCUCGUUGUUCCUGCUGAUGGGGUACUCGUUCGAGGCCGGCGCCAAGGCGCGCUGGUCGUUGCUCUUGUUGUUGUGGGCGUUGGCGUGGCUCACGCAAACGAUCAACUGGGGCUUGUCUGAAGGCAGUAACCGCAUUCAGCCCGACUCGGAGGCGGUGUGGUCCGGUGUCGUCGACCUCAUCAACUUCGGCCUCAUCCCCACCGUGCUUGCGUUCGUGCUUCUGUUCGGCUCGUCCGAAAGCUUGCUCGCCAAGUUCAAGGGCCCCUACGACAACUACUACGAAGAGAAGGUGGUCGUCGACACCCCGCGCGCGCUGGGCGACACCGCCGUCGCCGGCGAAAGCGCCAACGCCGACGGCGAGAUCCUCGCUGCCGAGGGCGCCGACGUCAACGAGACCACCGCCCGCCAGCGCGCCGUCUAA